GUAUGGCGACAUGACAUCAAAUCUAAAUGGGCCCAUAGCAACUAUGCAGAACCAGUUCAAUCACGUUCCCAAAUUCGUCAACGAGAGAUCUCAAUACAUCAGUCCAUACCACAGUGAUUCCGCGGUGGAUUCGUCAUCAAGAAUGAGCAAAAAGAAGUCUCACCAUCAUAAUCACCACAACACGCCUAUGAUAACUAAUCAAGUGAACGGGUCUGCACCCUUCAACUCCCAACAUCUAUUCAACACUAUGAUUCCCGAGUUGAUGCCACCAGGGGUGCCCCAAACACCUCAGAUGCAGGCCCAGAUGCAACAACAAAUGCAGACGGGGGAUCCUAUGCAACAACAACAGUUUGGCAUGCAACAGUCUCAGCAAAUGUCUAUGCUUCCGCCUACUCAGAAUAUGAUGCAGCAAAUGCCAGGAAAUCAGCAGAUGCCUCAGAUGCAAGGUAUGUCUGGUAAUCAGAACAACAUGCAAGCAAGCAUGGGAUCUAAUCAGAUACCAAACCAGCAAGGAGUGCCACCACAUAUGCAACAGCAGUAUUUUAACCCCAAUAACAGUUUCCUGCAGCCAAACAACCCGCCUAUGAUGAAUGCAUAUGUACCUCCUAAGAAGUCGAAGAAGCACAAGUACAGGCCGAGUAAUUGUCAAAGUGAUUCUGAGAUCCUAGAAAAGUCUACUACUCGUAGUCUGGGAGGUGGAAGUGUCGGCAGACGAAGUCUAAAACAUUUCAAGGGCACACAGGGAAACAACGGCGACGGUGCUGGAGGAGCAAACUCGGACAAUAACUGGGAUAAAGACACAGUCAUUACAGAUGCUACCAGCAAUAAAAGCAGCAGUGUUGAAAACAUUCCGCUGCGUAUACAAGCAGCAGAGCAUGAGUAUCUAGAUGACUAUAUGGGAAACCAGACCCCAGGUUGCUGUGACCUUUGCAUGAAGCCUGCAGUCCAAAUCAUCUUUGUUUUGUUUUCUCUUUUGACCCCAGUUGUGUUCGCAAUUUUGCCUAAAAUUCUCUGGAUUGACGAAGAGUGUUCUCUGUCAUGUCUGGGUUCAGUCUUGAACUUGGCCUUCCGACUUGCGAUUCUGUUUUUGGCUCUCUGGGCAAUAUUUUUCAGGAAAUCGAGGGCGACAUUGCCGUCUAUCAACUUGUGGAAGACGUUUCUUUUCGUCAUAGUUGCUAUUGUCAUCUCUAUUGCGUGGGUGUUCUACGCCAUCAAAAUUUUGAAGGCUCAAGUGCGAGAUUAUGACCAUAUUCUGAAUUUCUCGCUCUCAAUUUGUGACUGUCUCAUUUUUAUCCAUUAUUUGGCGGUUGUGGUUCUUGAGAUAAAACACUUGAAAAAAGAGUACAUCAUAAAGGUAGUCAGAAAUACAGACGGAGAAAGUAAGUUCUACAGUGUAGGGCACAUGAGUCUGCAACAUUGCGCGGCCUGGGUUCUGGAAAAGUACUAUAAGGACUUCCCAGUAUACAACCCCUACCUCAUGUCGAUUCCAGGCGCCGGAAAAAAGGGCACAAGUGUCCCCCAGUUCAAACUGUACAAUAUAGAUGGAAAUGGGGGCGAUGCGGCAUCGGUGAUGGAAAACUCGAAAGCAAUGAUUGCAGCUUCCGCUCGCAACAGAGAUUCAGGAAGGAACACACGGUUCUACGAGGAGCAGGAUUUCGAUAGAAGGCUGAGGAAGCGACGUGCGAGAUUGAUCGAGGCGGUCGAAGAUGCUUUCAUGCACAUCAAACGACCAGAGCCGAGUGACAAAGACGAGCAGCCUGUUCCAAUGGAUGCGGAAGAAGCGGCCGAGGCUAUUUUCCCCUCCAUGGCUCGAGCACUUCAGAAGUACCUCAAGAUCUCGCGACAGACGCACUGCUACUCACUAGUUGCAAUAAAGGAUCACCUUGCCAGGUGUAUUACCCUGGAUUUUACCCCAAGAGCCUUUCUGGAGAAGUACCUGACACCAGGUCCAGUGAUAACUAGCGAAGUGGAACAAAAGCCUUUCCAGAAUUGGGAACUGAUCACGGAUACUCUGGUUAACAGAGGAAUUCAUGAGGGAUUGGUGUUCCAAUUGAGGCAAGAUGCCCUCUCAUUGGUCAUUUAUGUGGCCAAGCUACCCAGAUUUCAUAUAAGGGAGGAAUCAAUGGACCAAAAUCAGGGCAGAUUUGUCCUUAGACUUCAAUCGGAAACAUCUGUCUGAACUGAAAAGCGAAAUGAACUCUUUUUCUGUUUUCUAUAACAUCUGUUAAUUGAUUUCUUCCUUUUUUGAUUUCGAUUACUUUCAAUUGUUCAUAAUUCGCACUUUUAGUUCUAGAUUUCAUAUUUAAAAAAGCCCAGGAAAUAUCACUGAUUUGAGCUGAGAUAAUGUUACAUCAAUUUGAGGCUCCAGCUGUCAAAAUUAUUGUAAUGCAAGAAUAUAAUUAAUCUGGAGUCUCAUGCCUUUUCUCUGAACUUAUUUGUUUUAAUUUGAGUAAUAAGUGCACAGUUUUCAUCGAUUCUUAUGGGAAUUAACCGAAUAUAAAAUUUUUAAAAACUUAAUUAAUUAUUGGUUUUUCUAUGUUAGCAAUUUUAGUCUUUCAUUUGAUUUAUAAUUUUGGUGAUAAGGUCACUU
Symsagittifera roscoffensis is the source of this 2590-nucleotide messenger RNA. Its product is annotated as vang-like protein 2. Gene Ontology annotation, biological process: multicellular organism development; Wnt signaling pathway, planar cell polarity pathway; establishment of planar polarity. The record is from RefSeq and is a predicted model, not a curated record. The transcript has a single exon. Lineage: Eukaryota; Metazoa; Xenacoelomorpha; Acoela; Convolutidae. Gene Ontology annotation, cellular component: plasma membrane. The coding region runs from base 11 to 2179 and encodes 722 amino acids.